UAAAUGUAACUUGCAGUUUAUUGUAAAAAGGGUUAAGUCUAAAAACCGGAUCAGGUCUGAGGGUCCGGGUUCCGCUCUCUGUCCCCGGACACACACAGGACUGUACCCCGCUAACGGAGCUCUAUCCCCGGACACACACAGGACUGUACCCCGCUAACGGAGCUCUAUCCCCGGACACAAGCAGGACUGUACCCCGCUAACGGAGCUCUGUCCCCGGACACACACAGGACUGUACCCCGCUAACGGAGCUCUAUCCCCGGACACAAGCAGGACUGUACCCCGCUAACGGAGCUCUGUCCCCGGACACACACAGGACUGUACCUCGCUAACGGAGCUCUAUCCCCGGACACAAGCAGGACUGUACCCCGCAAACGGAGCUCUGUCCCCGGACACACACAGGACUGUACCCCGCUAACGGAGUUCUAUCUCCGGACACAAGCAGGACUGUAUCCCGCUAACGGAGCUCUAUCCCCGUACAGAGGCAGGACUGUACCCCGCUAACGGAGCUCUAUCUCCGGGCACAAGCAGGUACAGACGCUCUCUGACGUCACAUCGCACCUGUCCGGUCUUCGGUUCCUCUCGGAUCUACUCGGCUUGUGUCACCGAAGGUGGUGACCUCAUCCAGCGAUAUUUUUUUGCCCCUCCCCCCAUGAUGGCGUCAUGGCGACGGUGUCUAUUAGCCAUCCUGCUGAUUUGGCUCCUCCUCUUCCUGUCUCUGCUGUGUCACUUCCUGGACCUCCGGUUCUCGUCGCCUCCUUGGACCAGGUCUGCAGCAGAACCCGGCCUCCCCAGGGCCGAGCCCCGCCGCCCGGCCUCGGUGGCUCGGCGCCGGGCCCUCAGACCUGCCGGGGCCCCUGAGGAGGACUGGAGGAGGAGGUCCGAGGACUACUACAGGAGGCGGUCCCUGGAGGUCCUGCAGAGGUUCUGGACCGGGAACCUGACCGUGGACAUGCUGGGUCCACGACUCCAGAAGGUCCUGAAGGUCCAGCUGAGCUCCAACAAACACCAGGUGGUGUACCGGGGGCCCCGGGGGCCCCGCAGGUCCGGCCCUCAGCUGUACUGCGAGCUGAAGAGGAGGACCAGGAUCCGGACCGUGGACGGGACCCAGGAGCCGUUCUCCAGUCUGGGCUGGGCCCGCCUGGUGCCACCGCGGCCCCUGGACCAGAUCCAGACCCCCCAGUACCGGACCUGCGCCGUGGUGACAUCAGCCGGGUCCAUUUUAAACUCCUCACUGGGGGCCGAGAUCGACUCCCAUGAUGCAGUUCUGCGUUUUAACUCCGCCCCCACCAGAGGCUUCGAGAGAGACGUAGGCAACAAGACCACCCUCCGCAUCAUCAACUCCCAGAUUGUGUCUCGUCCGGAGCAUCAGUUCAGCAGCAGUCCGUUGUAUCGAGACGUCGCCCUGCUGCUCUGGGACCCGGCGCCGUACUCGGCCAACCUCACUGCGUGGUUCCUGAAGCCUGACUUCGAUCUGUUCUCUCCGUACGUGGAACGGCGCCGCCUCCGACCCCAGCAGCCGUUCUACGUUCUCCACCCGGAGUUCAUCUGGUCUCUGUGGGACCUGAUCCAGGACCACACCCAGGACCAGAUCCAGCCCAACCCGCCCUCCUCCGGAUUCAUCGGCAUCGUGGUGAUGAUGUCACUGUGCCGUGAUGUCAGCGUCUAUGAGUUCAUCCCGUCGCUGCGUCGCACUGAUCUGUGUCACUACUACGAGCGUUACCGUGACAACGCCUGUACGCUGGGAGCCUACCACCCUCUGCUGUACGAGAAGCUGCUGCUCCAGAGGAUGAACCAGGGGACCCCCAUGGACCUGGAGGCCAAAGGAAAGCUCACGCUGAGGGGCCUCAGAAACCUCAGCUGUGGGGGACAACCUGGAGGAACCUCCAGGUGACCUGAUGGAACCUCCAGGUGACCUGAUGGAACCUUCAGGUGACGUGAUGGAACCUUCAGGUGACCUGAUGGAACCUUCAGGUGACCUGAUGGAACCUCCAGGUGACCUGAUGGAACCUCCAGGUGACCUGAUGGAACCUUCAGGUGACCUGGUAGAACCUCCAGAUGAUCUGAUGGAACCUCCAGGUGACCUAACAGAUCGUCCAGGUGACCUGGUAGAACCUCCAUGUGGAACCGUGUGGAGCCAAUAGUUCUGAUCAGUUAAUUGAUCAGUUAAUUGAUCAGGGCAGAUCGUCUUCAACAUUUUAAUGAACGUCGACUCUGGAUGUAGUUCUUUUAUACAAAUUAAUUUUUCACUAAUUAUGAGGAAGAAGAACUUCCUGCUGUUAUAAAUGUUUACAGAACAUGUACAGAAUGUUUACAGAACCUUUACAGAAUGUUUACAGAACCUUAACAGAAUGUUUACAGAAUGUUUGUAGAGUGUUUACAGAUCUUCUAGAACAUGUGAUCUAACAUUAAUAAUGUCUUAUAUCUGAUAGAACAUGUGAUGAUCAUUUGGGAGUUUUUCAAUAUAAAGCGAUGUUUUAUUGACAGUAUUAAAUUAAAGUGUUUGUAAACUGAUUUAAUAUAAUAAUAUAAUAUAUAAUAUAAUAAAAUAUAAUAAAAAUAUAA
Messenger RNA from Amphiprion ocellaris (clown anemonefish), 2562 nucleotides. RefSeq names its product ST6 beta-galactosamide alpha-2,6-sialyltranferase 2b (gene st6gal2b). Gene Ontology annotation, molecular function: sialyltransferase activity. Lineage: Eukaryota; Metazoa; Chordata; Actinopteri; Pomacentridae. The transcript is spliced from 7 exons. The record is from RefSeq and is a predicted model, not a curated record. Bases 650 to 1891 code for a protein of 413 amino acids.